AUGCUUUCUGGACAAGAGCCCCCAAGGAGAAAGCAUGGAUAUUGGGAUGCCUACAACGAAGAAGGUGGAGGUGGUGUUGAUGUUCAUCAACCAAGGAGGCGUCGAAACCACAACAUUUCUGGCAAUACAUUUUAUGCAAACAAAGGCGAGCGUGUUGGGAUUAGCAAAGUUGGCAACAAGUACAACAAGAAGUCGAGCAUACCAUUUCUUCUUGGUCUUCUUGUUCUUCUAGUUAUUGCUUCUUCUUUUCUCUUUUAUAUAUCAAUGGUGAGUAAGCAAAACAAAAAAUGA
Prunus armeniaca (apricot) is the source of this 291-nucleotide messenger RNA. NCBI's taxonomy places the organism in Eukaryota, Viridiplantae, Streptophyta, Magnoliopsida, Rosales, Rosaceae. The record is from the annotation of a GenBank genome assembly.